Stylophora pistillata is the source of this 2192-nucleotide messenger RNA. RefSeq lists its product as uncharacterized. Lineage: Eukaryota; Metazoa; Cnidaria; Anthozoa; Scleractinia; Pocilloporidae. The record is from RefSeq and is a predicted model, not a curated record.
UUCUAUUUCAUGCUCAGUUUUACUCUGAAAAUACGUUCAGUAGAUAUUUGGAAGCUUCUAUAUUUGGUUUACUCGAAUAUUUUCUUAAAUAGUGGGAAUUUUUGGCUUCCAAACGAAAAUUUGAAAAGUAAAGGUCUGGGGAUAUUAUUCUAUAAAUAAUCGAUCACCAUUUGUCAGCGGUUCUUCCAUCAUGGCCGCUAGGAUUGCGCAAAAUUUUAGACUUUUAAAACUUCGUUCUUUGGCAAAUUUAAAGGUUCGAUAUUUCUCGGAGGAGUUGCGUCAUGGUUUUAUUGGAAUGGUUGGCAAUACUCCUUUGAUAAGAUUUAACAAGCUCAGCGAGAAAACAGGAUGUGAUAUCACCGCUAAAGCUGAACACCUUAACCCUGGUGGCUCUGUUAAAGAUCGUGCUGCACUGUACCUUAUAAAAGAAGCAGAGGAAAAAGGUUUGAUAAGACCAGGGGGAACUGUAGUUGAAGGAACAGCGGGAAAUACAGGUAUAGGACUUGCGCACAUCUGUCUUGCCAAGGGUUAUAGGUGUGUUAUUUACAUGCCAAAUACACAGUCACAGGAAAAGAUAGAUGUGUUGAAGACUUUAGGUGCUGAUGUACAUCCAGUGCCAGCUGUUCCCUUUGAUGACCCUAUGAACUACAAUCAUCAGGCCAGACGAUUUGCGGAAAGCAUCGAAAAUGCUGUAUGGACAAACCAGUUUGACAACAUAUCAAAUAGAAGAGCUCAUUUUGAGACAACAGGGCCAGAAAUUUGGAAUCAAACUGAUGGAAGGAUAGAUGCUGUUACCUUUUCCACAGGAACUGGUGGCACAUUAGCAGGUGUAGGAACUUAUCUUAAAUCAAAGAACCCAAAUGUCAAAGUUGUUUUAGCUGAUCCUGAGGGUAGUGUACUGUACAAUUACGUCAAAACUGGGGAGUUAAAAAGAAGUGAUGGAAGUUCUAUUACUGAAGGAAUUGGACAGGGGCGCGUAACAAGCAAUUUAAACGGAGCUCCAAUCGAUGAUGCGGUGUUUGUGUCUGAUAAAGAAGCAGUAGAGAUGACUUUUUUCUUACUUCACGAAGAAGGGUUCUUUGUAGGCGCCUCGUCUGGCUUAAACGUUGCUGCGGCCGUGAAGGUCGCCGAGAUGCUUGGUCCGGGCCACGUGAUUACUACAUGUCUAUGUGACACAGGGCAGAAAUACUUCGCGCGUCUCUUUAGUAAAGACUGGAUGGAGUCUAAAGGUCUCUUAGAUGCAAUUCCCGAGAAGUAUCGUCACUCCUUGCAUUGAUGAUAACAGUAGUAGUAGAAUAAAGCUCAUUCAUGCUUUAGGAAUUUCUUUCGAUAUAUACGCACAUGCUGGAGAUAAACUAGAUGAAGGUUCUUCUUCAUGUAACCCCAUUGGUUUGUACCAGAUUCCAAUACACGGUUGUUAGGAAUAUUUUGUCUUAUGCCCCAUUCACACCAGCUUAACAUGUUUGGUUAACCCAAGUGUAACAUAAUGAAAAUUAGCAACAGAUAACUAAAGAACUGAAUUUUCCAUAGGGUUCAAGUAGUUACUAACUUGAAUUUGAAAUGUGCUGUAUAAAAUUGGAAGUCGACAAACAUCUGUUGAAAGAGUUUCCACGAAGAAAACAAAUUUAAACCGUGUUUAACAAGACAGCUUUAAAACAUGUUUGAGCUUUGGUGUAAAUGGGGUGCAAAAUAAGAAUGUGUUGAAGUCGAUAAACAAAUGAUUGGACCAAUAAACAAAAAACAACAAAAGUAAACCACAAACAAAUGAGAACAUACGAUUUCAUGGUUUGAAGAUGACUUUUGAAAAAGUAUCAGGACCGCCUUUAAGAUUAUUGUUCAUAGGAACAUGGGAAUAAUUUAUUUUCAAUGGCGCACUAACCCAGAUCCUCCUUCUCUCUCCCUUUUAUUUUUUUUACCAAUGCACAAUUCCAGAAUUAUUCAGGGCGCUAUCAACAUUAGAACGCAGACCAGACUUGUGAAUUUUAUGUUCAUUUUUCGUCUCAGCAAGAAUUCAAAAGCAGAAGGGAAAGUGUUUUAUUGUACACUGACAUGACUGACAGCUUUCACUCAGGAGUCCUAAACAUUAUGAAAAUCCCAUUAAUAAGAUGGCAGUGCUAUAAAAAAAGAAUUACGAAUGCCACCUACCGCCUGGUAUUGAUUUUUAAAGCAUAAAUAUUUGAGGAUGACCUCAA